AUGCAUUUAGCUGAUCAAUUUCUUAAUAGUAUAUCCCAUGAGAGGGAUCAAGAUGUUAAUCAGACUGAAAGAUUGUUGAAUUCUUUACCUCUGACUAAAUUGGUUAAAGCUGGCUAUGCAAUCACCAACUUAAAUCUUGAGAAUUUGAGAACAGGUUUAGGUGGUAAAAUUUAUUUGGAAUUAGGUCCUGAUAAUGCCAUUGAUCAAGAGAUUGCAAGAGGGGAUGUUAAAGUCGGCGACAUUGUUAUUAUAGCACCUGUUAAGUCUAAGUUCAAGGACGAAUCUCGUUGUAAUGGUGUGGUAUUCAAAAUGUCAUCCCAACAACUAGUGGUAUCUAUUGAAGAAUCCAUGGAGGAAGAGGCUGUUAAACUGUACUCAUCAAGACUUUAUGUCCUUAAGACCACUAAUACUAUCACAUAUCAACGUAUGGAAUCCUCGAUGCGUAAAUUGAAAGAGAUAGAAUCGUUAAAGGGAAAUUCAAUUGUUCAGUAUUUGCUGGAAGGUAAGCCAUUUCAUGCCUCUGCACCAGAUCCAAAAGUAAAAUUUCACAAUGAAUCCUUAAAUGAUCCUCAGCGUCAAGCUAUUAGGUUUUCCCUAUCAAAUGAAAUUAGUAUAAUCCAUGGUCCUCCAGGUACUGGUAAAACCUAUACACUAGUGGAAUUAAUUCAACAACUAGUAGAGAGGGGACAAAGAGUGCUUGUUUGUGGGCCUUCAAAUGUGUCUGUGGAUACUAUCUUGGAAAGGCUCUCAAAAGUUCUUCCAGGAACUUCACUAAUACGUAUAGGACACCCAGCACGGUUGCUAGAAAAGAAUCUGACCCAUUCGCUAGAUGUAUUAAGUAAAACUGGUGAUGCAGGUGCUAUAGUUAAAGAUAUAUCUAAAGAAAUUGAUCAAACUAUCGCCAGUAUCAAAAAAUCAAGAUCUUUUCAUGACCGUCGAGAAGGUUGGAAAACAGUUAAAGAUUUGAGGAAGGAAUUGAGACUGAGAGAAAGGAAAGUAAUCAAUGACUUGAUCAUGGAAUCCAAAGUUAUUGUAGCAACACUACAUGGUUCUAGUAGCAAAGAGUUGCUUUCUACAUACAAUGCUAUUCCCAAACUCUUUGAUACAUUAAUCAUCGAUGAAGUUUCACAAAGUUUAGAACCUCAGUGUUGGAUUCCAUUAAUCUCUCACAAACAGUCUAAUAUUGGUAAAUUAGUGCUGGCGGGUGAUAACAAACAAUUACCGCCCACCAUCAAGACUGAAGACGAUAAAAAAGUGCAAAAACUGUUGGGAACCACAUUGUUCGAUAGAUUGAUAAAGCAAUACGGUGAUAGCUUCAAACAGCUACUAACAAUUCAGUACAGAAUGAAUGAGGAGAUUAUGAGCUUUGCAUCACAAGAAAUGUAUGAUGGCAAGUUGAUUGCGGAUAAAUCUGUAGCUACACAGAGACUUACGGACCUUCCUGGUGUGGAUGUAAAUGAGGAUACAGAAGCACCGCUGAUAUGGUAUGAUACGCAAGGUGAUGAUUUCCCAGAAAGUUCUAAUGAAGAUGAGGAAAUUGCGGCCUCAAGAUUUAAUGAAAACGAGGCACUGCUACUUGAAGAUCACAUCUCAAAAUUAGUCGGUAGCAAUGUUCCACAAGAUGCCAUUGGGGUAAUCUCACCAUACAGUGCACAGGUUGGUAUUAUAAAGAAAUUAAUCCAUGAAAAGUACCCUCAAGUUGAAAUUUCCACUGUUGAUGGAUUUCAAGGUAGGGAAAAGGAGGUCAUCAUAUUAUCAUUGGUUAGAAGUAAUGAUACUUUCGAAGUUGGCUUCCUCAAAGAUGAUAGAAGACUUAAUGUUGCCAUUACAAGACCAAAGAAACAACUGUGCAUUGUGGGUAACAUGGAAACUUUAGAGAGAAGUCGAGUACCAUUUCUUGAACAUUGGGCUCAUUGGAGCGAAGAAAACGCAGAAAUUAGGUAUCCUGACAUCGAUGAUUUAUUAUGA
Messenger RNA from Zygosaccharomyces rouxii, 1968 nucleotides. It is a transcript of the gene HCS1, whose product is annotated as ATP-dependent 5'-3' DNA helicase HCS1. NCBI's taxonomy places the organism in Eukaryota, Fungi, Ascomycota, Saccharomycetes, Saccharomycetales, Saccharomycetaceae. Gene Ontology annotation, molecular function: ATP binding; ATP hydrolysis activity; RNA binding. The transcript has a single exon. The record is from RefSeq and is a predicted model, not a curated record. The coding region runs from base 1 to 1968 and encodes 655 amino acids.